Messenger RNA from Pelagomonas calceolata, 1370 nucleotides. The record is from the annotation of a GenBank genome assembly. Lineage: Eukaryota; Pelagophyceae; Pelagomonadales; Pelagomonadaceae.
GAGUUGCUCCGCGGCAGAGAGCACGUGCCGUUCAAACUCGACGCGGUGAUUGGCAAUCUCGGUCUCAAAAGUGUCAAACGAAUCGCUGGUAGAGUCAUUUUUUCCGCAGGAUCCGUGCACAGCCUCAGCAAGCAGGAUCAGCUGCAGCAGCAAGCAGCAAAGCCAAUGAUCCUCCCGGUCGUCCUCGUCCUCACGGCGGCCGACGCAUUUCUCGCGCCGCCACGCGUCCGCACAGUACCAAGCCGCGGCGCCACCGAGGCGCCUGAGCUCGACGACGCCGACCUCUCCGCGCUCUCGACGGCCGCGACGCGGAUGCAGCUCGAGCGGCGCUUCUCGCGCAGCGUGACGCGACGGCGGCGCAUAUAUUUGCCCUACGCCGACGCCGCGCGCUGGGCUCGUGGGCUGGGCUUAUCGUCACGUGAGGACUGGGAGGAGUGGGUCGGCCUCGGCGAGGGCAAAAACGCCUACGUGCCCAGCCGCCCGGCGGACUACUACGGCGGCCGCGGCGAGUGGGUGUCCUGGGCCCACUACCUCGUCGGCGGCGCCGACGCCGACGCCGCGCCGGCGCCGCCGCCGGAGGUGCUCCCUCAAAAUUACUUCGCGGACCUCGACUACGCGGGCGACGCGGUGCCGUGGGACCUGCGCGGCCGGCCGCAGCCCGCCGUCCGCAAGGCGUGGGCCGCGGGCGCUUUCCGCAAUUGUCGGGAGAUCCUCGACUGCGGCUGCGGCGCCGGCGACAACGCGAACUACCUCGCGAGCCGCGGCCACGCCGUCGUCGGCUUCGACCUGUCGCCGUCGGCCGUCGCCGCCGCGCGCGAGCGGGCCGCGGCGCCGCCGUUCGCCGACUCCAUCGCCGACGCGGGCGGGUCCGCGCGCUUCGAGGUCGCGUCGUGCGCGGACCUCUUCGACUCGCCGGUCUACGCGCUGGCCGAGGAGAUCGGCGGCUUCCCCGUGGCGCUGGACUCGGCGCUGCUGCACUGCUUCGACCUGUGUAGAAUCUUUACAUCAUCGAGCAGAUGCAGUUACGGGGACUGCAUCGGAUCGAUGGCGUGGGGCGUCCGAAAUUUGAUUUUCACACAGGCCUUGACGACAAGAUGCAGCGGCGCUACGUCGCGGAGCUCGCCAAGGUCGUCCGGACCGGCGGCCGGCUCUACGUCGGCUGCUUCAGCGACGCGAACCCCGACCCGUGGUCGAACCCGCGGCGCCUGUCCGAGGCGCACCUGCGGGCGCUCUUCGCGGGGCCCGCCUGGCGCGUCGAGGCCGUCGAGCCCGCGUGGUACGAGCGGCCGCGGGCCCUGAACGAGGGCCACCGGUCGGGCGCCUGGACGAUGGCGUGGUGGUGUCGGAUUUGUAGGUUGGGGGCUAUGUAA